Molecule: messenger RNA, 3266 nt
Organism: Drosophila grimshawi
Lineage: Eukaryota; Metazoa; Arthropoda; Insecta; Diptera; Drosophilidae
Exons: 3
Coding region: 169-3003 (944 amino acids)
Source: RefSeq, a predicted model, not a curated record
UGUUGUAUAUAAAUGUAAAAACUUAGUUCAGACUGAACAGAAAAAUUUCAUAUUUUAUGUAAGAUUUUUAAAUUUGGCGGUAGUCAUACUUUUUAGUAGCCAACCUGACGAAAUUAGGGAUCCGUUAAAUUAACAGUACCAAAAUAUUCAAAAAUUAUCUUUCUUAAUAUGGAAAGUUGUAAUUUUGUUUUUGAUAUUAUUGUGACUCAUUUUGAGUGUACCACCGUCAAAAUACCUGAUCCCAACAGACUGAAAGUAAUCGCUAACUUCAAUAACACCAAAGUGCCAAUAACAGCGAGCCGCAUUAAUGUAACUGAGUUCAAGUCUGGCGCUGGUGUCGAUCUAAUUGCGGUGCCAAAGAAGAUACGCAAGACUCUUGGAGAAUGUGGCAUGCCCGUGUCGAUCACGUAUAAUGCUCGCGUCCUCGGCACUGGCACUAUAUUCUUUCCUGCAACAACAAUAGAUCAAAUUGAAAACAACAUGUCUGAUCUGUUGCAUGUGGACCGCUGUUCUUUUGAGAAGGAUGGAGAAGUUAUUGGCAAUCUUGAGGUGCUCUGUCGCUUGAUUAUUAAAUGCGAUGAUAAGACAAAGAAGGGGGAAACCGAUUGUAGUCGAAAUAUGGACAGAAGCAUCCAACCGCAGGAUAUCUUGUUCGUUAUGAGUGAAUCCCAGCGAUGUCCCAGCCCUUGCGACCCUUGUCUAGAUGCUUGGGAGCCAGAGGAGGGCGACGAGCGCCUGAAGUUGGAUUUACAACGCUAUAGCCACUCUAAUGCUGCUGGCUUCAGGGCAGCAGAAAAUUUCAUACAUAGCCCAGCCGGUAAUGCAGCCUGCUGUGAGCUUAAGAAAAUGGCGCAGGAGUGUGGACAGAUUGUAGACUCGAUUACCAAUCGAGUUGGCCAUCCAAAGCCGUUAAAGUCGCCUUGUCGAAGACCCGACGAACUGGAUUUGGGAGCUCCUUGCAACGGUCCAGGUCCCUUUAACCAGGAGGAAAAGCUGCCGACUGGUUCACAUUUGCCCUGUUUUUCGUACCUGCCCGCUCGACAGGGUAAUAGCCCUGAUUUUUGCAGUCCGGAGCUGAUACCCGUGCCAAUAAGCGACACGACAAAGACAGAUAUCAAACCCAUUCGCUUUUGUCCCAUCUGCCUAACCAAUAUGUCAUGGCUGCCAAAAUUUGCUGCCUGUCCGAAUUGUGGUGUCAAACCCAUGCCGGUCGUUGAGGAACGCCAUAAGGAAAAGAAACCGACCCCAGACCAAAUAAUUCUUGAAUUUCUCGGCAAAUCUACAGACUUAAAAAGCGACUACUGCAAGGAUCCCUGUGACAAGACUAAAAGCCAGGAUGAGGAUGUUGAUGACAAAUGUCGGUGUACUUGUAAAUAUGGCAAACUGUGUACUCAUUGUCGCGUACGUCUGCUCUGCGCGGAUUUCUUUCAAUCGAAUAAUGAAGUGUGCCCCAGUGUAAAUCCAAAGUCCUCCGAGGAGGAUUUUUGUGUAAGAAAAGACGACACACGAGAAUGUCGGCCACAUUUAGCACGUGUGUUCUCCGAACUGCGCGAUUUGUAUAAUGUAAAUGAUGCUAAACCACCAGCGGAGUCCAAUAUUGAAUGCACUCAAAAGACCACACAAAGAAAGCCACGUCAAAAAACCAAUUCAGUCUCAGUUGAGAAGCGUAAAAUAAUUGAGAAGCCACACAAGCCCAGCGAUCGCAAACUUCCGAUCUUCGGUUUCGGACACAAGUUGUGCUUGAACAGUAAGUCGAGUGUCUCGCCUCGUCACGGAUGGGCUUGGUGCUUGAGAGAAGAGGCCAGUAAGCAUGGCUGGCGACCCGGCGCCAUUCGCAAGUCUGUCAAAAAGCUUAUGAAGUUCUUUUUACAGGACUCAACUGAGAGCAAUGCCUACAACAGGUGUAAGGAAGCACAAGAAGCUGAGAAAGAAAAAGAACGUCAGCUGCCAACACUCAAUGUGUGUAAAAAGGAUGGGGAAAUUCUCGUUACUCUGCGGGCCCUCAAUAAUUCAAACAUCAAGAUGAAGCCCAUUGUAUUUAAGGUAGUCAAAAGCGAUCUCGCAGUAGCUCUAAGUGAGAUCAAGAAGAAACUUAAGGAAAAGGGUUUUCCCAAGUGCACCUGCCACAAGUCGGUGAUGAUGUGCCUCUGUCGCAACCACGUGGAGAAGAAGCGUCUCGAAUCCGCACUGGAGAAGGAGUGCGAACACAGGGGCAUGGAGAACUGUGUAGAUCAUCUGGUGCUCACAGAUACCAGUAACAGCGAGAUGGAAUAUGAUUUUGAUGUGACACCGCCAGCAGCUUUAGCUAUGCCACCAAGUCCACCAAAGCACCGCACUAUCAACAAUGGUACACAAACUGUCAAAAAAGAUCAAAACGUGCCGACCAAAUAUCCAAUCCCUCUCAAUCCUUAUUGGCGGGCUUAUGACUGUGCUGCGGGAGAUCGAUACACGGGUACAGCGUUCGGUGCUCCUGGAGAAGCAGUGUUUGAGGAUGGUAUCUUUGGCCAGGGCGGCGGUGGACCACACGGGAAGUCGGGUUCAGGUGGACAUAUGCGUGGCGGUGGACGUACUGGACCAAGGGGAAAGCCCUUUCCAGGGGCUAAAAAACCACGUACUGGCCCAAGUCCGGCUAUUAUUGUAAAAAUGCCUAAGCGCUAUACUGAAGCGCUCAAGAAGGCUGAAGAAGACAAAAAAGCUGCAAAGGAGAAGGAGAUAGCAAAAAAGAAAAAGGGCAUUGACCCGAUGAAAUAUUUGAUGGAAAAAGGCACCGUUGACACACCCUGGGAUCCCAAAAACCCUAAGUCGAAGGGACAGCCGACUAAGACGGGUCCUGUAGUGGGGCCUGAUGGACUAACUGAUGCACAGCGCAAGCGUCGAGCUCUCAACGAGAUGUGCAUACCACCACUUGACAGCAUGCCCCGCCUGGGCAAGGGAUUCGAUCCUUGUCAAUGCUACGAUUUCUGCAACGCCCAAUGUUGCUAUCCAUAUUGUUAUUGUUGCUAAACGAUGCUAUUCAAAACAUGUUUAAACUCUCUAUGUCUCAGUCGCAGAAGAGAGUGCUCUUAUUAACAGAAACAAGGAUCAAUUCUACGUUGAGUCGUCUACAGUGAUUUGGUGUACUGGUAUAUUUUCAGUUUAGUGGAAUCGCCUUAAGCUAUCUUAAGAUUUUAUUUCAGUACAAAAUUUAUGUAACUUAUGAACCAUACUUUAUAGCCUGUAUAAACGUCUUCUUUCGAAACAAAAUAAAAGAUUUAUUAAAUUAUAAA